Messenger RNA from Cucumis melo (muskmelon), 4351 nucleotides. Its product is annotated as transcription termination factor MTEF1, chloroplastic-like. Gene Ontology annotation, molecular function: double-stranded DNA binding. Bases 361 to 1458 code for a protein of 365 amino acids. Gene Ontology annotation, cellular component: chloroplast. The record is from RefSeq and is a predicted model, not a curated record. The transcript is spliced from 2 exons. Gene Ontology annotation, biological process: regulation of DNA-templated transcription; chloroplast organization. Lineage: Eukaryota; Viridiplantae; Streptophyta; Magnoliopsida; Cucurbitales; Cucurbitaceae.
GUAGAUCUUGUGAUCAAUUCGACGAUACCCAUUGCUACAGAAGUGAAAGCUUAUCGAGAAUCUCGGGAUUUAUGGAGAAACCAAAUUAUUUUACCGAGAGGGCUAAUUUUGAAAAGUGAAAGCUUAAGGGGGAGGCUAUUUUCGACCUUUUCUAUUCUAAAACCCUAACCCCCUUCCUUCCUUUUCUUAUUUUCUUUGUUCUCUUCUCUCCCAGUCUCCCGAUCCUCCGCCGUGGCCCAUUUUUCUUCUCUGUUCUCCCAUAGCUUCAUCCUCUUGUGAGGAUUUUGUAGUUUCUCCUAUUCUUCUUCUCAACAAGGAACCAACAGGUCAGUCUCCUUUCUCCUGGCAGUUCUUACAGUCAUGUAUAACUUGUUUCGCAGAAUCCUUCUACUUAGAUCUCCAUCGUCAGUCUUUUCUCACGGAUUUUCCGAAACCCCCUUGAAAUCUCUAAGAUACUUAUCCACCUCUUCUGAGAUUGUAUCAUCUCCUAAAUCUGCUUCGUUGGCUUCUAAUGAUGUUCAGCUCAAGAAUAAUGGGAAGGCUGUAAUUGCGUUACUUGCCAAUCAUGGAUUCUCUCAAUCACAAAUCUCUGAUCUUGCCAAGAGGUGGCCUCAAAUUCUUUGUGCGAACCCCGAGAAAAUCCUAUUGCCCAAAUUGUUGUUUUUACAAUCUAGAGGUUUUUCUUCCCCAGAGAUUGCCAAAUUAGUAUGUGCAAUUCCUGUUGCUAUAAUGGCAAGUUUAAACAAACGAAUUAUUCCAGCCUUUGAUUACAUUCAGGCCGUGCUUGGAAGUAAGGAGAAGGCUCUCGCUGCCAUAAGGCGCUUUCCCGGUAUUCUCUCUUGGGAUCUUCGAGUUUCAGUUGGUCCCAAUAUUGAAAUUCUGAAACAAUUUGGAGUGCCGGAUUCGACUAUUUCAUCUUAUCUUCAGCGGCAGCCUAAAAUGUUCUUGACAAGUUCCAUCCGAUUCAAGGAGAUUGUAGAGAGAGUUGCGGAAAUGGGAUUCAACCCUCAACGAUUGCAGUUUCUUGUUGCUGUUUUUGCUCUGCGAUCAAUGACCAAAUCUUCAUGGGAUAAGAAGGUUGAAGUUUAUAGGAAAUGGGGAUUGUCUGAAGAAGAGAUCCGUUUAGCUUUUAGAAAGAAUCCAUUGUGUAUGACAUUGUCCGAGGAAAAUAUUAAUGAUACAAUGGAUUUUUUUGUCAACGAAAUUGGAUGCGAAUCAUCUUAUCUUGCUAGAAGACCAAGUUUAUUUGCAUAUAGUUUGAAGAAGAGGAUUUUGCCUAGAGGCUAUGUUCAUCAAGUUUUGCUGUCAAAGGGUUUGAUUGAAAAAUACGAGAAAUUUACUUGGAUGUUUUUCUGUCCUGAAAACUGUUUCAUAGAGAAAGUCAUCAACCCUCAUAAGAAGCAGAUUCCUGGAUUGUUGGAGUUGUAUAAACAGAAAAUAAUGGAUUCUAGCAGAUGAACAGGCCGAUGAAACACCCGUCCUCUCUUCAUCCUCUAAUCCUCAAAUAGAGCAUCGACAUCAAGAUAAAGGAGAUAUGAAGUCCUGGCAAAAAGAAGCCAAUUCAAGAUUAUCAAGAAUCUUUUCGGUACAUCUUUUCAAUACAUCAAGAGAAAGGAGAUAUGAAGUCCAAGAAAGAAGAAGGCCAAUUCAAGAUUAUCAAGAAUCUUUUCCAAGACGACGACGAACGGCGAGAAAAGCCAUUUAUUGAUCAAAACAUAAGAGUCUGUCCACAUGUUGAUGGAAGGAGAGGGAACCAACAUAGUGAAGAUUGACCUUCCUAGUUAUGAUGCUAAACCAAAUAUUGAAGUUUUCCUUGAUUUGUUGAAAAUACCGAAUAUUUUUAAUUACAUGAAUACUCUCGAGAUGAAGGAAGGUGCAUCUAGUAGCAUUGAAGUUGAAGAUCAGAGCAUCUGCUUGGUGGGAGCAAUUUAAGGGUAAUAGGUGAAGAAAUGGGAAGAGACCUAUUGCCUCAUGGGAGAAAAUGAAGAAAUUGAUGAAGGCUCGUUUUCUUCCUCUCAACUAUGAGCAGACUCUUUAUAAUCAGUACCAUAAUUAUCGAUAAGGAACGAACAACACCUUAUCGCUCAGUUUGUAGGAGGUUUAAGGUUUGACAUGAAAGAAAAGGUAAAAUUACAACCUUUUUUAGUGUUUUCGAGGCUAUUACCUAUGCCGAGUCGGUAGAAGAGAUCAAGGGACACAUUCAAUCGAGUAUCAUUCCUUGUGCUGUUCCAACUCUUUUGACUUCGAAGAAGGAUGGUAGCUGGAGAAUGUGUGUAGACAGCCGAGCUAUGAACAAAAUCACAGUCAAUUUCCACUUCCCUAUUCCAAGAAUUAAUGAUCUCCUUGAUCAACUUUAGGAGCUAUUGUUUUCUUAAAGGUAGACCUAAGAAGUGGCUACCAUCAAAUCAGAAUAAAGUUGGGAGAUUAGUGGAAAACGACCUUCAAGACAAACAAGGGGUUAUUCGAGUGGCUAGUACCUUUAUGCGGUUGAUGCAUCAAGUGCUACAUUCAUUCUUGAAUAAAUUUGUGAUAGUCUACUUUGAUGAUAUCUUAGUCUAUGAGAAGAAUGAACAAGAUCAUAUAGAGCACCUGAAGUUGGUUUUUGAAGCCCUUCCAAGGAAUGAAUUGUUUAUCAAUUUGAAGAAGUAUAUUUUCUACGAUGAAGAAAUAUCAUUCCUAGGGUUUUUUAUAUUCGAAAAUCAAGUGAAGAUGGAUGAAAGCAAGGUGGAAGCUUGAACUAAAUGGCCAAUUCCUAAAUCAGUGAAAGAAAUUCAAGCUUUUAUGGGAUUGACUUCUUUUUAUGGGAAGUUUAUCAGGACUAUGACUCAAUAAAAAGAAAACUUGGCUGCCAUCCAGUUCUCUAAGUUACUGGAGUUUGCAUCCUUUUGAAGUGGCAGUGGACUCCAGAGGAGUGGGAUUUGGAGCUGUUUUUUCCCAAGGUGAUCAUUCGGUAGAAUUCUUCAGCGAAAAAUUGAGUACUUUUAGGCAAAACUGGAGCACAUAUGAGUAGGAGCUUUAUGCACUUAUUAGGGCCUUAAAAUAGUGGGAGCACUACUUAUUAUCUAAAGAGUUUGUGCUGUCAUUGAUCUUUCUCCUUGGGAGUAUCUCCAAGCUUAAAAAAGCAUUAACAAGAUGCAUGCUUGGUGAGUAUCCUAUAUCGAACGAUUUGAUUUUUCAAUCAAACAUCAAGCUGGUAAAAAUAGAGUUGUGGAUGCCUUAAGCAUAAAAGGGACUCUCCUAACUGUGCUCUCUGCCAAGAGCAAAAGGUUCUUAUUACACUCCUCUAUCAAUUCCAAAGAACAUAUGGGAAGAUUUGUCAAUUGAUUUUGUGGUGGGUCUACCUAAGACUUAGCAAGAUGUCUCUUCCUAGCUUGCAAAAAAAAAAACUAUAGAUGUGGUGCACGUUGCCACUCUCUUUUUCAGGAAGAUUGUUAGACUAUGGCAUCCCAAAAACAAUAGUUUCUGACUGAGAUACUAAAUUUCUUAGCCAUUUUUGGAAAACCUUGUGGAAGAAAUUUGACACCACCUUGAAGUUUAGUACCACUGCUCAUCCACAAACUGGUGGACGAACAUAGGUAACUGACUGUUCCUUGCGAAAUCUAAUUGGACAUGGUUUUUGCCCAAGUUGGAUUUGCUUUUAAGAAUAUGAAGAACAUAACUACGGGCAAAUGUCCCUUUGAAAUCGUGUAUACCAAGGCAAUGAGGUUGACAUUCGACCUAACUAGCCUCCCUAAAUUAGUAGAAAUUCAAGAAGAGGCUGAAGAGUUAGCUUACAGAAGCUCCACACCGAAGUCAUUGAUCACAUCACUAAGACUAGCGAGUCCUACAAAGAAGAGAAGAAUAAGAAGAGAAGGGAAGUUCAUUUCCCAGUUGGAGAUCUUGUAAUGGCAAAUUUGAAGAAGAAGAGGUUCCCCAUUAGAACUUAUGAAAAGCUAAAAUAUCAACAGAUAUAUGCCCAUAUAGAAUACUUGCUAAAUAUGAGCCAAAUGCCUACAAGAUUGAAAUGUCAGCUCAAUCUUCAAUAUAGCAAACCUUAGAAGCUACAAUGCACUCAAUGAAUUCAAUAUAGCAAACCUUAGAAGCUACAAUGCACUCAAUGAAUUCCAGCUUUCAUGAUAAACUCGAGAUGCUAGGGGGUGGAAUGAUGUAAAUUGUCUUUUAACGUAUGUUUUAAUUCACUGUUAUAUUUUAUUGUUAUGCAUUAAUUAGUUUACUAAAACUACCUUAGUUAGUUACUAUGUAACCAACUACUUGUACUAUUCUUGCCCGUAAAUAAAACAUCUCCUCCCACAUUGAGAGGUAAAUUACUCACUCAAAUAAAGAGAUUCCUUGGUUUACCCCAUUUGUUUAA